This is a messenger RNA of Dunckerocampus dactyliophorus (ringed pipefish), 4567 nucleotides long. Its product is annotated as transmembrane protein 47-like. The record is from RefSeq and is a predicted model, not a curated record. Gene Ontology annotation, biological process: cell-cell adhesion. Bases 171 to 719 code for a protein of 182 amino acids. Gene Ontology annotation, cellular component: cell-cell junction; membrane. NCBI's taxonomy places the organism in Eukaryota, Metazoa, Chordata, Actinopteri, Syngnathiformes, Syngnathidae. The transcript has 3 exons.
GACGUCAGCGGCUUCAGUUCUGGAGCUCCGGGGUGCUCGGCUCCAGGAGUGCCCACGAGCACAUCUCCCGUCCCGUGCGCAAGUCAAGGCGGGCGUGGCGUCACCCAGCGGAGGAAGAUACCUCCACAAAAAAUACUUUUUUUUCACCUCCUCGCCUCUCCGCCCCCGUCAUGUCCUCUGCUGUCCCCGACACCGAGCAGUCGGCGCGCAGCUCCACGCUGACGCCGAUCAAGCUGGUCGGGCUGGUGUGCGUCUUCCUGGCGCUAUGCCUGGACGUAGGUGCCGUAAUGAGUCCUGCGUGGGUGACGGCGGACGACCAGUAUUAUCUCUCCCUGUGGGAGUCCUGCUGGAAGCCGUCCGGCACCGACAAGUGGCAGUGCAGCAGCACGCUUAGCUCAGACUGGCAGCUUGUCACACUAGCGCUGUUAUUAGGGGGCGGGGCCCUGGUACUGAUGUCGUUCCUGGUGGCACUGGUGGCCGUGUGCAUUGGCACCAGGUGGCGAUUCUACGGCCCUGUCGCCUUCAUGCUGUUCGCCACAGUGGUCCUGCAGGCUUGCAGCUUGGUGCUCUACCCCGUCAAGUUCAUCGAGAGCAGCAACCUGAAGAUUUAUCAUGAGUUCAACUGGGGCUAUGGCCUGGCCUGGGGCGGGACCAUCUUCUCUUUCGGCGCUGGCGUUCUUUACUGUCUCAAUCCCAAGAGCUAUGAGGAGUACUACUAGGGUUGGGGGUGUUCAGAUAGGGUUUUGGCCGUUGGUUGCGUUUGGGCCUUGAACUCAAGGAUUGUUGCACACAAGUUGUACACUUUCACCUCCAUGCUACCAUGUGGGCAGAACAAAUCAAUCGAUUGUUCAAGAAGACUUCAGACUGGGAUGUAUUUAUUGAAAGCAUUACAGCAUUUGUGUGGAGGGGUGGGGUGGCACAUACACGUGCACAUAUUAAUGUGCGCAGCAUAGCCGACUGAAUUGCAGUGUGUCAUUUCACAAACUUUCAUAGUACCAGUCAUUUAAAUAACGUGAGCACACACCCCCAAAUAUAAUGGUAGGGCAAACACUGGCCUCCCCUCUUCCACAUGCUAUCAUUCCACCAUCGUUAUCUUGCGGUCUCACAAGACCGUAGAAAUGGGUCUGACCAUUCAGUGUCAGGAGAUUGCUCUCGCUCAGGCUGUUAUCUCUGCUGUCAAUUAACGGGUCUGUCAAUCUUGGCAACCCUGCCGGGUGCAUGGAUUGGCCGGGGUCUUUAGAGCGAGACUGUCCCUCAAGGUGUGAUUUAGAGUUGGGCAGAAAUGUACACACACUAGCUUUAAAGUCACGGUGCUAAUUAAGUGAGCAGCUUCUAGCAGCUGUUGAUGAUAUUGACUGGUACCAAGCUGCAUCUAAUCUUUUAGGCCAGAUGCCGCCAGUGGUCAACUUACGUUGUAAAAAACUGCCUGAAAUUUGAAGGCAAUGAGCUGAAAAGUAGGCCGUGAUCUUCAACUUUCACUGGAUUCGUUCACAGCUGAGUUUGAAGCGAAGCGGCUGGGAUGGGAAUCAGUACCUCCAAGUACAAGUCCAUGAUUCUUGCACGGAAAAAGUUGGAGUGCCAUCUCCGGGUCAGGGAUGAGAGCCUUCCCCAAGUGGAGGAGACCUCGGGGUCUUGUUCACAAGUGAGGGAAGGAUGGAACGCGAUAUUGACAGGCGGAUUGGUGCAGCGUCUGCCUGUGAUGCGGACUCUGCACCGGUCCAUUGUGGUGAAGAGGGAGCUGAGUCGAAAGGCAAGGCUCUCAAUUAACCGAUCUAGCUACAUUCCUACCCUCACCUAUGGUCAUGAGCUUUGGGCAAUGACCGAUGGGACAAGAUCGCGGGCACAAGCGUCCGAAAUGAGUUUUCUCCGUAGAGUGUCUGGGCUCUCCCUUAGAGGUAAGGUGAGAAGCACUGUCAUCACGGAGAAACUCUUGAGUAGAACCGCUGCUCCUCCGCUGGAGCUCUCCGUUGGAGACACUAUGGAAUGCCUCAGGAUCCACCGAGAGGAGCAGAACAAAGUAUCCAGGGAGAGGGAAGUCUGGGCAGCCCUGCUUAGGCUGCUGUCCCCGCGACCCGACCUCGGAUAAGUGGAAGAAGAUGGAUAGAUGCAUGGAUGGCUUGAAAAAUGUAGUACAGUACCUGUUCCCCGUGAACGUUGGCCUCAACCAAGGCUGCCCUGUGUCACCGUUUCUGUUCAUUAUUUUCAUGAACAGAACUUCUAAGCGCAGCCAAGGCGUUGAGUGUGUGCACUUUGUAGGCCUUCGGAUCGCAUCUCUGGUAUUAGCACAUGCUGUGACCUUCAGAGUUUACUGGGGAGGUUCGCAGCUGAGUGUGAAACCUCUGGGAUGAGACUCAGCACCUCAAAAUAUGAGACCCUGGGUUGGGAGUGAGGUCUCACCCCAGUACAGUAUCUUGGGAUCUUGUUCACAAGUGAAGGAAGGUUGGAGUCUAAAACCGACAGGCAGAUCAGUGCAGAGCAAAGUUCUUGAUUUACCGGUCAAUCUAUGAUCCUACCCUCGCCUAUGGUCAUAAGCUUUGAGUCGUGACUGAAAUAAUAAGAUUGCGGAUACGAGCGGCCAAAAUAAGUUUCCUCCGUACUGGACUUACCCUAAGAAACAGGGUGAGGAGUGUGGUUAUCCUGGAGGAGCUCUUGAGUCGAGUUGCUGCUCCUUCAUAUGGAGAGGAGGCUCUGGCAUCUCGUCCGGAUGCCUCCUGUGCGCCUCUCAGCCAGGAGGAGGCCCCGGUGCAGACCAGGACAUGUUGGAGGGAUUAUGUCUCACAGUUAAGGUGUGUGCCGUGUGUCAAAUAUAGACAAUUUUAUGGGUAUCUCAAUUACUUACAUUUUUUUUGUCGUUCACGGGUGGUCUUGGAGCAUAUCCCCGGUGAAAAGCAGGGAUCUACUGUACACUUACAGCCUUUUAAAAAGGAUUGGAUCGAUCCGCACGCCCCAUGUACAAAAGGUAUGACUUCUGCCGUGACUGGAGAUGGCAGUCAACCUUCAGUUUGUCGUAACUCAUAUCAUCACCUUGUCUUUCUCAUCUAACCGUCAUCCCUUUGACACAUGCUGCAGCUGUCUUGGGGGUCACGGAUAAAGACAGCAUCACCUGACACCAUGACAGUGAUGCAUUUGGCCACAGCUUAGUGAGCUUGUUAGAGAUGUGUGCUUCAGCAACGCCGGAGAUCAGCCUUUGACACUCCAACUGAUCUGGGUUCAGAUAUACAAGAAUGGCAUUUUAUUGGAGAUGACAAUAAACCAACUAAAGUAGUUGAUCAGGGGCAACUGUGAUAAGGACAGACAUGCUAUUGCCAUGAUACCACCGCAGCAUCACAUCCCUCAAUAUACUCAAUAAACAAAGCAUUACUUUUUUAAUUUGUGGGAAAACACACCACAAACCAACAGAAGUUUAUCAAACCAAACGCCUGUCUCACUUAAGGCGCAACCAAAAAGUAACACGUGGAACACACAGUGUAACUGUACCACACUGACUAUGCAAGUGUCAAAAUAAAAGCUUACACACCAAUUUACAUGCAAAAGAUAUACUUGUUUACAAACUGCAAGGCAUGCUGGGAAGCCCAGCUGCACCCUUCCCCGAGCAGGAAGUUGCCCAGCAUGCCUUGCGGGUUGUAAAUUUGCAUAAAAUGGCAUUGUUUUGCAUGUAAAUUGGUGUGUAAGCGUCUUUCGGUACCCGCAUAGUCCGUGUGGUGCAGUUUUGUGUGUAUUCCAUGUGUAUUUUUGGUUGUACCGUGAGUGAGAGAGGCAUUUGGUGUGAGGAACUCCUCAGGGAAAAUGAAUCUAUUUUAGUCAUUCCAAUAGUGAUGUUUAUUAAGUGGCUUAUUACCAUUUUGGCUAUUGUGACACAUCAGGCUAAUAAAACAUCACAGUAUAGUAGAUGAAAAUAGAAAUAAAUCUUACAAAAUUAUAAAAUUUGACAAUGUCAAAAAAUACACUUUUGGAAACACACUGCCUUUUCUGGGGGAUCCAUGUCCUGGUAUAGUUACUUUUUAGGACAUAGAAAGUGUGUCACCAUGGGUUCUUACGGGUUAAGAAUGACCUACAUGCUUUGAUUUUUAAUUGCGCACUGCAAAAAGGUUUUGGCUAAAAUAAGGUGGCUGAACCGUCAGUUCUGAUUUGGAACUAUGUCACGUUUCUCAGACGCAAAAACGCAGCAAGAAAGUCCUGUCAGUGGGCGCCAACAUCUUGUAUGUUUUAGCUCAGGUCAUUUGAUCAUUUGGUAAUUAACGUGGCUUGAAAUUGGGUGAGAGGAUUCUGUUUUUAUGCAGAAACUCGGCUGGGGAGUAAGACUGUGUAAUGAUGUGCCGAGGGAUUUAGGAGGCGUGUGUGGGAGUGGGGUCGAGUGACGGCAGAGGAAGUGUAUGCGUGUGUGUGUGUUGGCAUGUUUUAGAUGCCUUUGUAGAGGUGUCAUCAAUCAGCUUUUCUUUGUACACCGACACAUUAAAGCAUUAAAGGUCUCAACAGACUCACGCUUGUCUUUUAUUUGUUUUGGCCCACUUUUCACUUAAAAGCAUGUAUGCCACAAAAUGAAGUCAGUGAUGGAUUUGAAAUUAGA